AUGCAGAUGAUAAACGGAUUCAUUAUGAAACAGGAAGAACUACCACCAGGAUGGGGAAAACGUUUGAGCAAGAAAUAUGGACAGUAUUACUACUAUAAUAAAUAUACUAAUGAGAGCCAGUGGAAUCCUCCAAGCAGACCUGCUGCCCCUGUACCAAGCAGUGGCCCAGAAGAAGUUGAAUGCAGUCAUUUGCUUGUGAAGCACAACAACUCAAGGAGGCCGUCUUCUUGGAGAAAGAAAAAGAUUACACGCUCCAAAAAGCAUGCACUACGUCUCAUCAGGUUAUUUAUUGAGUUUAUAGUAACAGGAGUGGCAUCAUUUGCAGAACUGGCCCAGAAGUAUUCAGACUGCAGUUCAGCAAAGAGGGGUGGAUACUUGGGCACAUUUGGUCGAGGUGUUAUGCAGGAACCAUUUGAAGAGGCUGCAUUUGCUCUUAGAGUGAGCGAGCUUAGUGGACCAGUCUACACCGAAUCAGGGAUACACAUUAUCUUACGUACGGCAUAG
This is a messenger RNA of Schistocerca americana (American grasshopper), 504 nucleotides long. RefSeq names its product peptidyl-prolyl cis-trans isomerase NIMA-interacting 1-like. Bases 1 to 504 code for a protein of 167 amino acids. Gene Ontology annotation, cellular component: nucleus; cytosol. Lineage: Eukaryota; Metazoa; Arthropoda; Insecta; Orthoptera; Acrididae. The record is from RefSeq and is a predicted model, not a curated record. The transcript is spliced from 2 exons. Gene Ontology annotation, molecular function: peptidyl-prolyl cis-trans isomerase activity; protein binding.